AUGCAAUCUAAGAAUGCUGGUGUUGAAAUCUUUCAGACAAGUGUGAACAGUAGUAGUAAUAAUAAUAAUAAUAACAAUAAUAGUAACGGUAGAAGACAAACAGAAGAAUAUUUAGAUUCUAUUCGAUGUAUGAUUGGUUGGAGAAAUAUGAUUUAUACAUGUUUAACAUCAAAUCAAACAUUAGAUGAAAAUCAUUUAUUAGAUUUAGCAAAAUUUCUACAAAAUAUGGCUAUUUCAACUCAAAGAUUAUUAGAAGCCAAUGUAGAUUUAUGCGUAUUUUGUCGUAAUAAUAAUGAACCGAAAGAAAUUUAUACUAGUCAUAAAGUGAAAGAUCGUUUUGGUCGUGUAACAUGUCCAAUUCUACGUAAAUUCACUUGUCCAGUAUGUGGUGCAACUAAAGAUCGUGCUCAUACAAUAAGAUAUUGUCCAAAAUUAUUAUUAACAAAUCAUAAUCAAAGUGGUAGUAUCAAUAAUAAUGGUAAUAGUAGUAGUAGCAAUAUUAGUGGUAGUAGUAGUAGUGCACCAUUAACAUGUCCUUUAAUUGAAGCUGGUCUAUUAGAACCAAUACAAUUCACUACAUCGAAUUCAUUAUGAUAAUAUCAACACCAACAACAACAACAGCAGAGAAAUGCAAACUAUUUUCUAAUCGAUUUAUAUGCUAUUGAUGAAGAUUUUAUUGAAUAUGGUUAUGAUGAAAUUAUUAUUAUUAUUAUUAUUAU
Messenger RNA from Schistosoma turkestanicum, 719 nucleotides. Lineage: Eukaryota; Metazoa; Platyhelminthes; Trematoda; Strigeidida; Schistosomatidae. The record is from the annotation of a GenBank genome assembly.